Messenger RNA from Paramecium tetraurelia, 1248 nucleotides. RefSeq lists its product as uncharacterized. The transcript is spliced from 2 exons. NCBI's taxonomy places the organism in Eukaryota, Ciliophora, Oligohymenophorea, Peniculida, Parameciidae. The record is from RefSeq and is a predicted model, not a curated record.
AUGAUAGAGAUCUAAAAAAUUAUUAAGUCAACCCCAGGGGAUAAUUCGAAUAAGACCGCCUAGAAUAAAUUCAACCAUUCAACUAAGCCUAAUAAUAAUUCAGAAGUGCAAAAGGACUUUCUAAAAUUGUAAGCAAUUCUUGAAUCAAAACCUAAAUCUGAUAAAACUUCGAAAUCUAAUCCACCUCCUAAGGCGUAGUAACAAAAAAUUCCCGAAUUAAAGACCAAAGAGCAUAAUGGGCAUAAACAAAAUAAUAAUGUGAUAACUAAAAAACAUGAUGAAUAGAAAAAAUAAACAAAUGAGCUUGUUGUUAAGCAAAAGGAGAAUGAAAAAGUCAAAUCAAAACAUGAGAUAUCCAAAUUUGAAAAUAUUUAGAAGCAAAUUAAAACCAACCCUCAAUAAAUACCAAAUUAGAAAAAAGAGAAGGAAUCUUCUUAUUAGCCUUUAAAAAUACAUAAGCCCUUGAUCAAAGAAAAGGUUGCUUCAAAAGAUGAAGAGGAAAUAAAUGAGAAUGGAAAUUAGAUUGUAAUCUAAAAGAAAAAUCAGCAAAACAAUGAGAAGCAGGAAUCGACAAAAAAGACUCACUCAGAAAUCCCAAAGUAAGCAGCGCCUUAAAGUUUAGGAGGACCGUCGAAUUAGUCAACAUAAUAAUAAUUACCUAAGAAGGAUCUUGGAGAUCUCAAGUUAAUGCAAUUAUUAUAAAAUUCAUCCAAAACCAAUACAAAAAAGAAGAGCAAAAGUAAAGAUUAGCAAGAGCAAGGAAAAUCGAAGGAUUUAAAGCAUCAAAGUCAAUAACCAAAUUAAUCUUUGAAAAAGGAUAAAAUCAAGGAUUUGUAAAAUCAAAAAUCAAAGCCUUUUCCAAUUAAACCGUAAAUCAAAGACUUAAGCAUUUAGAAGAUCAAUAAACAAAAGAACUUAGUUAAUGAUGAUUAUGAUUUGAAUGAUUCUUUUAUUAAUGAUUCGGAAAGUGUAGAUGUGGAGAUAGAUCCUAAUGAAAUAGUCAGCGAAUUAAAAAAGUUGCAAAGAAAAAAGGAGGGAAGAAAGUAGAGCGAUUUUGAUGAUGAUAUUGAAGAGGCGGGAUUUGACAUCAUGUAGAAAGAGGAAAAGAAAUCUAGAGUCUUGGGAAUAAUAGAUGACUAUAGAGAGGAGAAGUACAUAAAGAAGGAGAUAAAAAAGGAGAAAAAACACAAGAAAAAGUUGUUGGAAAUGAAAAAUAAAUAAGAAAACAAAAAGACUGAUGAGUAAUGA